CAGAUUAAUGGCUUCAGCUCCCUCCAAGCUCUACACAGAUGAUGUUAGCCUGGUAGUGGUGUUACUCGACACUAAUCCUUUCUUCUGGAACUCUUCUUAUUUCUCCUUCACUCAGUUCCUCUCUCAUGUGCUUGCGUUUUUGAAUGCCAUAUUGACUCUCAAUCAACUCAACCAAGUUGUCGUUAUUGCUACGGGCUAUAAUACAUGUGACUACAUAUAUGAUUCGUCUUUAACGAGCAAUCAGAGCUUUGGAAAUAGUAGAAUGCGUGCAUUAUGUGGGAUUUUGUUGCAAAAUUUGGAGGAGUUUUUGAUUAAAGAUGAGAAUCUUGGUAAACAAGAGACGGACGGAAGGAUUUCUUAUUCCCUGUUGUCCGGCUCAUUAUCAAUGGCUCUUUGUUACAUACAGAGGGUUUUCCGCUCGGGAUCACUCCAUCCACAACCUCGAAUUUUAUGCUUGCAGGGAUCUCCAGAUGGACCUGAACAAUAUGUUGCAAUCAUGAAUGCAAUAUUCUCUGCCCAACGCUCUAUGGUUCCAAUAGAUUCUUGCUAUAUUGGGGUUCAAAAUUCUGCCUUCCUGCAGCAGGCUUCUUACAUAACUGGCGGUGUACAUCAUAAGCCUCAGCAAUUGGAUGGGCUCUUUCAAUAUCUCAUGACCAUUUUUGGAACUGAUUUACAUUCUCGCAAUUCCUUACAACUUCCUAAGCCUGUUGGCGUUGAUUUUCGUGCCUCGUGUUUUUGUCAUAAAAAUACAAUUGACAUGGGCUACAUAUGUUCUGUGUGUUUGUCCAUAUUUUGUAAGCAUCACAAGAAAUGUUCAACAUGCGGGUCUGUAUUUGGUCAGGCCCAAUCAGAUGAUGCCUCUGCAGAAAAUCGGAAGAGAAAGGCUCCAGAUUCAUAAUGUUAUAGUCUUUGAAAGGUAAAGCAGAUCAAGCUGUUAUCACCAGAAAAGCCACACAGUCCUCUUUCGGUCUUUCCUGAGCUAUCAUGUGAUUAUUUCUCUUUUCCCAGAGCUUGCAUGGAGAGACAUCAAUAGGGGAACAGAAGUUGUCAACAAUGGGUGCAAUCAGCACAAGAAGAUUCCGAUUUAAUGAAAUCUUGUGCCGACUAUUGAACAUUUUUGAGUAUGGGUGGUGUCUUGUUUCCUUUCUAUUUAUUGCCCCGCCAAACAGUUGAAGCUAAUUUAUACAA
Pistacia vera is the source of this 1188-nucleotide messenger RNA. RefSeq names its product general transcription and DNA repair factor IIH subunit TFB4. Gene Ontology annotation, biological process: nucleotide-excision repair; regulation of DNA-templated transcription. The transcript has 12 exons. Gene Ontology annotation, cellular component: transcription factor TFIIH holo complex; transcription factor TFIIH core complex. The record is from RefSeq and is a predicted model, not a curated record. Bases 8 to 898 code for a protein of 296 amino acids. Lineage: Eukaryota; Viridiplantae; Streptophyta; Magnoliopsida; Sapindales; Anacardiaceae.